CGUCCAGGACAAAACAAAACAUCAAGAAUUGACAGCUCCACUAAAGCUUUAUUACUGACUGACAGCCGCUGUAUAUAAGAGUAAUAUCACAAAAUAUCAUUAAGCCUUCGCUCAGUAUGCUGAUCCACUGUUAAAAACGGAUUUUUUGAGUCAGUUUCACGACCAGUGUGCCACAGAGUCCUGUGGAUCUAAAGGGAUGUUUUGAAGAUCAUGUGGAUACCUUUGUGGAGAUGGAGGCUGUGAGACCAAAAAAAUCAAAGUCCAAAUCCAGUGGAAAGUCACAGGUCAAAAAUGAAAGACAGUCUGAAAGUGUUAGAAAACCCUCAAGACCUUCCACAGAACUGACUGAGCCAGUUGAGAUCACUGCUGAAUUCACAGAUGUUCCCCUCAGUCUUUCUCAUGUGCCUUCUAUCUCUAAUCCAAACCCACCUACCACUCACCCCUUACUAGACCAUAAAGACAAAGCUGAAAAGGACCAAAACAAAGAUCUCUUGUUUAACACGAAAAAAAUUGUGGAGAAACCCCCUUGCAAUGUUGAAUCAGAGCAUCGAUCAUCACAAGCCACGCCACCUCAAGCAGAUCAAACUUUGGUAUCUACUCAACACCACCUAAAUGAUCAAAAACCUCUUAGUGGUGGACUUGAGCCAAUUCAUGUCUCUUCUAUAUAUCCCUCCAUCCCUGCCUGCUCUGAACCUCAACUCCUUGAGGGACUUCUAGAUUCUUCCCUUUUGUCACUAGCUACUGAGGCAUCAGAACUGAGACAGAUAGCUCCAGCUGUUCUGCCUCUAGCUAACCAGGAGUCCUCCCCACCCAGCCUGGUUCCCGUGGAGGUCGCUGACGUGGAAAGGCCCAAGGAGAGGCUUUACCCAGAACUUCCAAGGUCAUGCCAGAGUGUAAAGCCCUUUACUAGCGAGCAGCUGCGGACGUGGGAACCGGGUUCCUGGCUGGAAAACGUGCAGCUCCAUGAAGCUGAGUUCCAGAGUCUAGCUCACCAAGAAGGACAUGAGCUGUACGAGCUGCUUCUGAGCUACUGGAGGUGCCGUAAGCAGCUGACUCAGGCCCAGACUGAACUGCAGGCUGCGAACUCGGACUGCAAGAAUGUGCAGAACCGUCUGUGGAGCUUCAAGGAUGAAAGGCUUUCGUUACAGGGUGUGUGCGCAGACCAGGCGAAGGUGUUUGGCUACCACUGUUACCAGCAGGUGACGCUGAAUGAGGCAGCAAUAGCUGACCUGAAACAUCUGUUUGCUGCAAAAGCGGAAAUCCUCCAUCAGACGGUGGCCCUUCACUCGUACACCUCCAUCCUGUCCUGUCUGCAAGUGGAGUCUUAUCUCUACCACUUGCUCAGCAGCAACCCCACCACCAAAAGUGUGGCUGUACAAGAUACAAGCACAGUGGGUUCAAAGUCUCAGCCCUCCUCUUUGCAACCACUGAAAGAGAGCAUCAGUGUCCUGUUCAUCUUCACCAGGAGGGUUCUAGAUGACUCCCAGUUUCAGGCUGACAUCCAUCUCUGGCUGCAGAGGCUGGUGUCUGUGCUGCAUCGGGUUGGUUCUGCAGGAGAUCAUUUGUUCAUUCUAAACCACCUGCUCUGCUGCCCGGCAGGAUUGGGGAAAUGGGCGUUGCCAUUCCUACAGAUAAAAGUAUUGGAUAACCCGUCUGGCGUGUAUCAUUUCAUGCAGGCUCUGGCUAUUCUUAUGUCUCCUGUGAGGCAUCGUGCAGACUUUUUGGGACACAUGAAGCCCAGUGACACAAAGGGCAACAGCAGUCUUUCAGGACCUGCAUCUGGUAACUGGACUCUGGUGGAUGAAGGUGGAGAGGAAGAUGAAGAUCCAGAAACAAGCUGGAUGCUGCUGUCUGAGGACGAUCUGAUUUCUCUGUUCUCUCAGUUUCCUUUCGAUGAGCUCUUCAAACACUUACUGGGGAUUUGCUCUAAAGGCAACUAUCAGCCUCAAGCCACCACCAGUCAAAAGAUGGUGAAGAUAUUUGCUUUUGCCUCUUCACUGAUCGAGUUGCUCGCUGUCGGCCUGCAGACCUACAACAGAGCGCGUUAUCGCCAAUUUGUAAAGAGGAUUGGCCACAUGAUACGCAUGACGCUGUGUUAUGUGAGUGACCACUGGGCACAGUACAUCAGCCUUACAGGUGUGAGCAGGACCACAAUGCAGGAACAGUCCUUUUCAAUGGAGAAGCUGCAGGUGGAGUUUGAUCAUCUUUUCCUGAGAGCAGUGCUACAUGUGCUUAAAGCCAAGAGACUGGGUAUAUGGCUGUUCAUGUCUGAGAUGCCAUAUGGCACCUUGUCCAGUUCCAUGCUGUGGAAGAUCUUCUAUAUCAUGCAGUGUGCAGAGACGGAAGGUCUGGAGAGGCUCAGCUGUAGCUUAAGUGCUGAUGACUGCAUCCAGGGGCUCAAAGAUUCAAGCCACCAGGAGAAAUUUGAGAACUGGCUGUCGGAGAUCAACAGCUCAGAUGGAAUCUGCCUGUUGACUACAUUUUCACACAUGGCUCAGCCCAGACGCACAGAUGUAGACCCAGAGUUCAUCAGGACCAUAGUGCUAGAGAUAUACGAGGUAUCUUACGUCAGUAUUGCCACUCGAGAGAUCUUCUCUAAAGUAGGGCGGGAGUUGCUGGCUGCUAUAGCGACAGCCCACCCUCACAUCAUAUCUGUGUUGUUGGAGAGACUGAGAGAGACCAUAGAGAAAGUGGGCAUGGUUUCAUUGUACCUGUUUAAGGAGUUGCCUCUGCACAUGUGGAUGCCAGCUGAAGCUGAAGUCGGGUUAAUCCGUGACUGGCUGUUGAACUUCAGCCUCACUGCAGUGGAGAACAGACUCGCCUGCAUUAUCCUGGAGGGCCUCAACUGGGGAUUUCAGCCUAAUGGCAGCCUUGUUCUACCAGCUCAUUUGCACAGUGAAAUUGCCCUGUUGGUUAUUGAAGCGUAUCAAAAAUACCUCACAGACAAACCAUAUGCUGGGAUCCUAUCAGAAGGCAUUAAACAGGUGUCUUACCUGGCUAAUGUGGUGCGACUCGGCCAGACUCCAGAAUCCUCCUUUAACCAGUGGGCCUGGGAUCUGGUUUUAAGCCUAAAGCUUCAUGCCAAUGAAAGAAAUCCUCAGGAUGCCUGGUGCCCACUGCCCUCCUCCAGCAUCCCCAGUGUGCCUGAGAUCACAGAUUCUCCCACCAUGCACCCUGUGUUCAAAGCUGUCAAAGCGGGCAUCCCCAUUGGCUGCUUCCUGGCUAUUGAGAUGACCACCAUUGGACACAGUUUGGAGAAAUUCUGUAGUGAUGGGAUAUCUCUGCUAAGGACUCUGGUCCAGUCUCGACAUCUCAAAGCUGCAGUGCACAUACUGGAAAACAUUCUGCCUCUGGUCUACCACUGCCAGUUCUACCUGCUCAAAAACGAACAGUUUCUCAGCUGUAUUCAGCUUUUCUUACAGCUAGAUAGUGGGACUCAGGGUGUGACCCAGCAGGUCGCACAGAAGGUGACCCAUCAUCUUAUUGGCACCUCUACAUGUGAGAACAUCAAAUUCCUGAAUAGUGUGAUCCAGGUCCAUAUUUUGGAAAGUUCGAGACCUGGGCGUGUUGGUGUGGUAGCUGUUCUUGAGUUCUGGCUUCAGGUUUUGACCGAGCAGAACCUCUGGCAUCGAGACAGAGCUGUGCUGUACCUUCUGGACCAUCUGUGCCGUGCUGCAUUUCUUCACCAACAAGAGGAAUGUCUCCAGAAACUUCUCUAUCAUCAGCACAAGAGUGCCCUAGGUUACCAUGGAGACAAAGGUUUUCUCUCUUCUUUUAUGGGCUGGAUAGUAGCAGGAAAUGUCACGCCAUCUUUCAUUGAAGGCAAUGCUGUAACAGGGGAGGUUUGGUUUGCUUGGUUGGUGUUAAACAUGGAGUCUAUGUUCGAGGAAGACUCUCAGCUGCGGCGCUGUGUGGAACAUGAGCUUCUCUCCAACUCUGCCUGCAUACCAGAUCAGGCUCUGAAGAAAGCCCAGGUACGUCUCAAGCUUCAGGUGGUCCCCUCCCUGCAGAGGCUGAUGAUCUACCGCUGGGCUCAACAAGCUCUCGCUACACCUGCAGAUCACCCACUCAUACCUUUGGUGUGGCAGAAAUUCCUCCAACUUUAUCUCCGUCAACCUGGACCAGAGUUUGGGCUGGAGGUGAAAGGUUGUAUUGGCAGACGUUAUUUUCAGAAUGCAGCUCAUCUGUCUCUGUUGAAGUGCCUCAGACAGCGGCUGGUUGAGGUCUCUGAUUUCCAUCACGCUACUAGCAAAGCUCUGAAGGUGCCUUGCUUUACUGGUGAAUCCAGCGAUGGUCUGCUGUCCCCAGGGAUGCCCGUCACCCAGUUCAUGACCUCUCCUGAGCUGCACACAGAGCUUGUGCGGCUCUUUAAUGUGUUCGCUUUGUGGUUGGAUGAUGAAAACCUUCAGAAACAGGACAUUUACCUGCCCUCCCUGCCAAAGCAGUAUGACACCCAUCGCCUUGCCAAAAUCAUGCAGCGUCAGCAGGAGGUGUGGAUAGAGCAUGUUGACAUUGAGCGAGUCCAACAUGAGCUGCAGGAAGUCUUCAAUCUGUGGUCAAAGGUCAAAAGUGAACCAGCACCUUCCCAGAACACCAACUCAUCCAUCUUCACUGACUUCAUCAACCCUUUGGCAGCGAGAGAGCGUAUUCUCACCAACCUGAGAAAGCAUGAUGCCCCCCAGGGGAUGCUGUUGCUUGUCCCACUAAAAGCCCCAGUGCCUGACAUUCCCACUGAAAGUCUGUCUGAUGAGAAAAUCUCCACAGCUUUAAUUCAGAAAGACCUUGCGAAGCUCCAGCACCAAGCCAAGUUGGCAACAGUGCGUGAGACGCAGCAAGUCGCUCUGGACAAUGAACUUUUGGAGGUGUUACCUCAGCUCUACAUAAAUCGAGAGGACCAGCUCUCAAUGCAGUUAGAAUGUCGUGGUAAAGGAGGACAGGCCUGCCAGGGUCCCGCACACAUCACUGUUAAGUACUCAAGAAUGCACAAACUGGAUCCAGUGGAGAAUCAGAUCCAGUGUCUGAAGAAUGAUAUUAAACAGCUGCAGGCUGAUGGAGUCAAACCUCCUCCUCAGAGUCUGGCUGAGGCAGCCGUACACACCGAGAACUUCAUCACGGCCUUGGUUAAUGCUUUUAAACUAAAUCCAUCACCUGGUAUACUGAAGGUGGGCAUCGCCGCUUUCUAUCAGAUUGUGUCGUUUGUGUGUGAGGACACACAGAGACAUCCACCAACUCGCCAGUUCUUUACUUCCUGUAUUGAGAUCCUGGGUCAGGUCUUCAUCCGGGAUGUCCAGUCAGAAUGUAAGCACAUGCUGAAGACCAUCCUAAUCAACAGACACCUGUGUAACCUGCUGUCACCCUACUUCACCCCUAACGCCUCUCCGGCAGAGCUGGUCUUUCUCUAUGAGGAAGUGGUCAAUACACUCCAUAGUGACAGCGGUGAUGUCAUCUUCAUGCUCCUCACAAAGUUUGAUGUGACGCAAUGGCUGUCAGUGACUCAGCCGGCGUUCUCUGAGCGCAGCCAGUUGAUGGCAAUCAUCCAUCAGGCUCUUUGCACCUGUGGACUGGAACCUGAGGUGGAAGUCCUCAUGCCCUUCAACAUCUUCUGCAAACACUGGACUGAACUGCUGCUUUAUCAAUUUCCAGACCACUACAGUGACGUUCUGCGUUUACUUAUGCAAAGCUCCUCUGAACAGCUUCUCAGUCCAGACUGUUGGAGGGCUUCACUAAAAGUGUUGGGCUGCUCUUCUCAUCCUAAGAUAAAGACUGCCAAAACCCGCUCCAUCCUCCUCUCCCCUCAACAGGUGGAUGAGACAAUUGAGUGGCUCGCAAAGUACUUCCUGAAGCUUCGACUGUCCAAUGGAGACUUUAGGAGCUUCGGUCUCCUGUCAAAAUGGGCGCCGUACAUUGAGGAAGUCAAAGACUUCUGGGAAAAUCUCAUCAGUUAUGUCAUUGAUCUGGAAUUGAAUAACUGUAGCAAAGAAUCAGUAGGAAGCCCAAGGCUGGUGAAAGUUCUUGAGAACCUGCACGCAAAAAUGGCCAAACUUUUCCAACCAUGGAUUCUGGUUCUUAACACUGACAGCACAAGUCACCCUCGAUGUUCUCCAUGGCUUGAAUCAGAUGCCACAGCUGCGGCCAGCUUAGUGAGCUUAUAUGCACACUUGACAGAGACUUUACAUGAGAAAUCCAAAGAUCGUUUGCUGCCAGGACAAAGAGGAGCUCUGUGGCUUCAUCUCAUGCAUUACUGUGAGACAUGCACCUCUCCAAAGAUGUCAGAGUACCUGUUGUACACAUACCACACCGAGUACAGCCGUCUGCCAUGGAAGGACCUCCAUCCAGAUCAAACAUUAAUGAACCAGUUUUUCAAUGUGGAGAGGGGAAGUCCAAAGAGCUGUUUCCUGUUUAUGGGAGAGCUGCUGUGUGAGGUGAACUGGGUCAGUGCAUUGAGUGAUGCUCUCAGCCCCCAUCCCAGCCCGUCCGCUCAGACCAUGGUGGUCUCCCUCCUCUAUCUGAUGGUGUUCCUGGCAAAAGAGGAUCUUCCCCUCAACAAACCUGAGUCGUCUGUCUUAAAUCUACUCCGCCAGUCAGUUUCUCUGCCCUGGCACUUGGUGGAUUUUCCUGCUUAUCAAAACGUCACACGCUACGUUAGCACGCAUUACCCAGCAUCCCUUGUUCUCAGUCGUGACACUUCUUCACAACAAGUCAUCAGAUUGCUUAGAAUGGCUGCUGGAUUUGAAAUGACCGCACAGCCCUUACAUCACAAGGACAUGACUUUAAAGUGCCAAGCCUUCCUUCAUCUCAUGGUGCAGUUCCUGACCUCUCUGGAUCAGAAUGGGAACAUCAGUCUGGCAUCUUUAGAGACUGAAAUGGAGAGAUUACUCGAGUACAUUGUCCUUUUAAACCCUCCCGAGACAGACCCCCAACAGCGACACAUGGCCACCUGCAGUCUGUUUGCUGAACUGCUGACUCUACUGAAUGAAGCUGGGAUCUCUACAGCAGAGGGACUCGGGACUAAACUGCACUCUUGGGUGGAAAAGCGAGCUCGGGGUCCUUUGGUUCUCCCGCUUCUCACGGCUGCGUGUAGAUGCCUGGCCUCAGUGCGUCAUAUGGCACGCACCACAGAGGCCUGUAUUCUGUCCUUCUUCGCUGAUGGUGGAUGUACUGAUCAGUAUUCUGGCUGGGGACCUAUCCUGGUGUCUCUGCAGGUUCCUGAGCUGACUGUUGAGGACUUCAUCCAGGAAAGCUUGAAUCUGGGCAGUUACCUCACUUUGUACAUCUACAUCCUCCAGAGGCUGAACUUGGAGCAAACUCUCCUCAAUGAAAAGAAGACCUUAGUGCUGCUGAACACGUGGAUCAACCAGGGCUUCCCUGGUGGUCCGGCGGAUGAGGCAAAGCUGUUUUUGUGGUGGCAUAAGGUCUUGGAGCUUCUUCAGAUCCAAGUGGAUCAAGAGGACACUUGUGAGCUUGACACUUUGAUUAUCACCUUAAUGGCGUUCCAGAACCGUCUGGCCCAGCUUGGUGAGGAAAGACUGAACUCGGGUAUCCUGGGUGCCAUCGGCCUGGGGAAGAAAUCUCCACUUUCUAGCAGGUUUCGGGUUGUUGCACGCAGCAUGUCGGCAUUUCUCCUGGUGCAGGUGCCCUCAGAAUUUCAGCUGCGUCUUCGUCCAGGCACAGAGCUGCAGCUCUCAUCUAAAGCCCAACAGGCUUUAGCUGUGUUGGAGGCCAUGCCCAGUAAUAAACAGUAUUCAGAGCUGCAAGAAACUGUGAGUCAAGCCUGCCAGUUCAUCAGGUACCCGGGUCACUGCCUGAGUGACAGCAACCACCUACUAACCCUGCUGGUAAACAUGCUCUACACGGACCUUCAUUACCUGGACAUCAUCCGUUAGCUGGAAACUAACAACGAGGUCAGUGAAAUGGACAGGCACCGUGAAACCCACCCAAGAUCUCCCGGAGAGAGAACGCUGCUCUUUUGGUCGGAAAUCAAUGCAGUGAUGUGUCAAUCAAUCUGCCAGAAUCUGGUAACAGGCUGAAGCUUAGAUUAGGUUAGAUUCAGUUAUCCGCCUUCAGGCACAAAUCGAGCAUCUCUGCAGUGGGCCGGGGAUUUUUGUAAUGCGCGUAUGAGGAUGCAUGAUGGGGCAAUUUUGGUGAGUUUCAGUGUGCACACCUCAUCACAUGCUUCUAUUGAUUUGCACAACAAAUAUGCUGGUGAAUUCACAAUAAUUAUAGAUAUCAUAAUCGAUUUCACGGUGACGACUUGAGGUUCACUGUGUUUUUAUUAAAAGUACAUUUGUUAUGAGCUCAUGCAAUUAAACCAAUAGUGACCGGCCAUAUAUUUGAUCCUAUUUAGUGAAUACCUGAGCCUCUUUCUCACUUCAUCAUGUGGAUGAAAUAGGAUGGGUACAUUUUUUUGAUCUGGCCAAAUACUGGUUGCUGCUACAGCAUGAGAUGUGCCUAUUAAGUGCACUUAAUUUUAGAGUGUUAUUAUGCUUGUCAGUACAGAGCAAAAGACCUCCAUAAAAACAUGUACAUUUCUGACAUUACACAUUCCUAUCCCCCUUGUAAAAGUUUUCUGUUUCUCCAUAGUAACAUAUGAAUUUGGAUGAGCAUGGUAACUGCUGUAUAAGUACAAUUACUCUAGAAUUCAUUUAAAUUCUAAAAGAAAAAAAUCUUCUUUGUAUAAUGCUGUUCCUAGCAUAUUUGGUUAUAAUUUUUUAACUGGCUUAGUAAAUCAAGCCUUCUGGCCAUUUUUGCAUGCUUUUGUAUUUCAGACUAUAAGUUCAAGUCUUUUUUCACACCAGAACAUUUUAUUAGUUUCCAUAAUACUUAGUUUCACUGUUUGAAACAUUGUGUAGAGGCUUCCCCAAUAAAUAAUGACAAGCAAAAUGUUGGCUAGAUAUACACAGACUCAUUGUCAAUGCCAUGCUACUAGGCCUAAUUAAAAAAGUAAAAAAAGUCAAGCACAUUGGAACAACUUGGACACGUUGUAUAAAUGUAUACUGGACAGUCUAUUAUUGUAUAGAACUUGUCUUAAGAUCUCUUUUCAAUUGGUUUGUGUGUGUGUAUGUGUUUCUCUUGUGCCAUAAUUACUCUUCAAAACACUGUCAACUUAUCUGUCUUGUAAAUGGAUAUGUAAAUGAUUACAAAGAUCAACAAAACCUAAAACCAGAAGAAUUGUGUAUGUGUGUGUCUUAAGCGUUCAGAUACUUUUGUGGCCACUGUUGAAUAUAAAAGAAUAACAGGUGAGUAAAUGAUGAAGGGUUCUUAGACGUGACCAAACAAUAUACCACAUCCCAGGCUUUGGUGGUUGCCAUGGAAAUCUCAUCCAUUUUAAUCGACGCUACAGCAGGAGUGUUAUCAGGGUACCCAGACAGCAGAUGGGAGACUGAGAGGUGGUAUUUAAGUGUUUCUUUAUAUGUUAGGCUGUUUUUAUGUUCUGUCACGUCAUAGUCAAAAAGACUUACUGGAGGAUCUGUGAUCCUUCACACCCAAUAGUGAUACAAAACGAAAAGUUCUGUAGAUGAAUUAACUUAUUUAAAAACCUAUAAAGACUGAUCUAAAAUUUGUUAAUACCCAGUGAAGUUGUUUUUUUCUUUAAACAAACAGAUGGCACCUUAUGGUAAGAUGACCGUGUAUCUUCAACUUGUGAAGAUACUGAUUCUGACACUUCUCCUACAGUCUACCACAUUUAAUUACCCAUGACUUUUUUUGCGAUUUUUAAGUGAAACUGUGCCCUAGGCAGUGUUAAAGGGAACUCCAAAAGACUUUAUUAAGGCUACCAACCAAUCAGAUUAUAGUUAUUUUAAGAUUCUAACACAAAACGUUUGGCCUUCACAUAAGCUGAAGCCUCACACCUUGGCUCGGUGUUGAAGAACUUACAGUACAUUAAAGGGAUAGUUCACCCAAAAAUGGAAAUUCUGUCAUAAU
Triplophysa rosa is the source of this 9921-nucleotide messenger RNA. RefSeq names its product ectopic P-granules autophagy protein 5 homolog (C. elegans) (gene epg5). Gene Ontology annotation, biological process: autophagosome maturation. Gene Ontology annotation, cellular component: cytoplasm. Lineage: Eukaryota; Metazoa; Chordata; Actinopteri; Cypriniformes; Nemacheilidae. The coding region runs from base 231 to 7883 and encodes 2550 amino acids. The transcript has 46 exons. The record is from RefSeq and is a predicted model, not a curated record.